Molecule: messenger RNA, 2129 nt
Organism: Acanthaster planci (crown-of-thorns starfish)
Lineage: Eukaryota; Metazoa; Echinodermata; Asteroidea; Valvatida; Acanthasteridae
Product: G protein-coupled receptor 54-like
Biological process (GO): G protein-coupled receptor signaling pathway
Cellular component (GO): plasma membrane
Molecular function (GO): G protein-coupled receptor activity
Source: RefSeq, a predicted model, not a curated record
AGACCCCCGGCCGGCGAGACGUGACGGGGCCAAAAGCUUACUCGGCUCUGGACCAAGCGCUCGCUCGCUCGCUCGGCCCCGUCUCGAUCGCGACUGCUGGUGUCGAUCAACUCCCGCAUCGGGCCCACAAGAAGCCGAGAAAUACCAAGUGCCAUUUCAUCACCACUCUUCAUCACCACUCUGUGUUCGCUAGGCCGGACUGGAUGUAUCCCACACGGACUUGCCAACAAAUCGAACCAUUAAACGAGAACUAAUCUUUCGGGUGGAUUGCAUAGGACUGACGUACCCUCUAAAACUCCUCGCCCCGUCGGAUCCUUGUGGAAACGACCGAUAACAACAUCCAUCCACUCGCAAGUUUUCAAACAAGGAACAAUUUCUUGACUCGGACUGGUAACCUCGAGGCUAAAGUUGACCCCCAAAAAUGCCCUGCCUGGAGCCGGAAUUUGGGGACGCUGGGUGGGCCAACUUCUCGUACUACGACGACUACCAGUCUGAUGGCAGGCCCCAUCCGGAGACGAUCUUGGUGCCCUUGUCCUGGUCGCUGAUCGUGGCCGUGGGAGUCAUCACCAACGCCCUGGUGGUCUUCGUGGUGGUGUUACAGAUGAAGAUGUCCACGGUCACCAACUACUACAUUGUUAACCUGGCUCUGACCGACCUCACCUUCCUCCUGUUCUGCAUACCUUUCACCACCAUGACCUUUAUACCUCACAGCUUCCUGAACGAUGGCAUCUGCACAGUCGUGAUGUACGUUCAACAGGCGUCUGUCCAUGCCACUUGCAUGACGUUGACAGUGAUGAGUGCAGAUCGUUACUUCGCCAUCGUGUUCCCAAUCAAAUCCUUGAAGUACAGAACCAGGCGACUGGCAUUUCUCCUCAACCUUGGCGUCUGGAUACUCUCGUACAUUAUGGCUGUGCCGUCGGCCGUCUUUGUUGAGGUCUUCCACCAGGAUGAUUACUGGACCUGCUGCGAAACCUUCCACACCCACCGCGAUCGGGGGGUGUACUACACUUACGUGUUCCUCACUACCUACAUCAUACCGCUGGCCAUCAUCUCGGUCUGCUACUCGCUUCUCCUGUUCGAGAUGUGGACUAAGCACAACCUGACGGCCAGUACCACCCUCCGGGCUCGCAAGAACCUUCAGCAAAAGAGGCGCACCACGCGCAUGCUCCUGAUGGUCGUGUUCCUGUUCUUCGUCUUCUGGCUGCCCACGCACAUCUUCAACUGCUGGGAUCGCUACACCAAUGGCGGGCCAGACUUCAGCAAGCACGAGGCCCUGUACAACUUCCGGAUCUUUUCCUAUACUCUGGCAUACUCCAACUCCUGCGUCAACCCCUUCGUCUACGCCUUCAUGGGUAACAACUUCCGCACCAGCUUCAAGAAGGCGUUCCCCUGCUGCUUUCGGCGGCAGAUUGGGGCCAGGGGCUCCACCCGGCGGAUGCAGAGGCGCGGGACCGUGGAUGGCGCAACGAGGGUGACAGUGCUUGCGCCGAGGGAGGAUAUUGAAAUGAAUAUGAAUAACAACAUGGCGCCUAUGGUGCAGGCAGCGUUGUAAAAACCAAACACAGUAGCCGAACUCAUUCAUAGUCUUGGAAGCAUGCGGGUUCUUCUGUCCGAAUAACAGAAUUAACUCAUUAAAUUAAACCUUUCUCAGUUGUAAAAAGUGUGAUACACUCAUUGUUUAAUAAGCACGUAAUUAAAAAAAGGGUCACCACAUCACAAGAUGCUUCCAUUCAAGACUUGGUCAUCUAAUUAAGCUCAAUUAUUAUCAUCGACUAGUAAUCAAUGCUUAAGACUUUCGUGUGAAAAAUCGUGUCCGGCGACAAGUUGCGGAUUCGAUGUCUGGUUUUUUGUUGUUGUUGUUGUUGUUGUUGCAUUAAUCAAUGAUUGUGUUUCAAAAAUUUGAGCGACGAUUUUUUGUCAACCAAUGGUCGAUUUUGCCUGGUACCCAGGAUUGUUUUGUGCAAAGGUUUAACAAGGGGAAAUCGAAAAGUGGUCCGCAACAUGGUCGUCGCUCGAACGUGCCCACAAUACCCCGUGAUGAUGAAUGGCAUUUGAACUUAAGGUAUAAUUAGGUUAGUGAAUCUCUGCUGAGUGACAAUAAAGGUUUGGAGUGUGUCAGAUCAGACCAA